AUGACCAACGAAAAAGUCGACGUGUAUUACAGCAAUGGCAGUGAUGGAGGCCUGUACAACUUGGAAUACGAAAUUAAUAAUCACGUUACGAUAGUUUCGAACUUACGAAAGAUGAAGAAGCUGCGUGAAAAGGUUAUUGGAGAGAUGGAAAAAGGUCAAAAAUCGACCGAGAAAUCGAGAGUGAAUCUUUUUAAAGAACUUGGUCCAUUGAUCAAUAACUGGAAGGGUCAAUACCCAGACCUUGGAAAACUUCUUCGUCACAAAGAAAUGGACUGGCUUCUGAUGAAGUAUGUUGAGUUUAUUGAAAUGAACAAAGUGAUAAAAACGAAUCUACUUAGUUUUGUGAUCGAGUGUGGAUAUAAGGGCAAGCCCGAAAUUGAUAAGGACAACAAGGCACUACUGCGUCGAACUACACCACUGCAUCACGCGGCUCGGAGUAAUAAAAGUUACGUCAUCUCCGAUCUCUGCAAAAUAUACGACAGAUUUAACGUAGACUAUAUCGACGAAGGUGGGUAUACACCUUUUCAUGUGGCUUGCAGGGAUGGCUGUUAUGACGUCGUCGAGAAGUUCCUCGAACUCGGCCAAGAUCCCAAUUGCCCACUUCAGAAAUCAGUCGAUCCGCCGCUGCACUUGGCUCUGUACCAUAAGCAUCAGAACGUGGCCGAGUUGCUGCUGAAAAACGGCGCCAACCCUAAUUUAGCUACUGAAGACGGAUGUACACCUCUGCAUUUAAUUUGCGCGAGAGAAUGUGACGAUGACCUUGCAGAGCUAUUCUUCAAGAUGUGCGACGACAGUAAUCAUCGAUUACAGAUCGACGCUCGAAACAAGUGGGACCAAACACCUUUGCACGUAGCUGUAUUCUAUAGCAAUAAGAAGAGAAAUAAUGAUGACUCCACACACUUGAUGGAUACGCUAUUCAGCAUCUGCGACGAUAGACAUCAGCUGGUACAGGUCGAUACAAAGGACAAGUCAGGUUGGACACCGCUUCAAUGGGCCGUCGCGUAUCUUCAUCCGAAUUUGGUCGACGUUCUUUUGGAUCAUGGUGCAAAACUAUCCAACUUUGUUUUCCCCAAAAUGAGUCACUUCAACUUAGGAUUUGUGUCGAUGUUCGAUGAAACGGCGGUUCAUGCAAAAUUGAAAGUCGUUUUUGACCUUCGAACCGUUGUCAAGUGCUUAGAAAAAAGAGACUACAAGCUGAAACUAGAGGACCUGCAGACGAUCAAGAGAUUGUUCGAUAAGUAUGAAGCGUUCAAGAAAUUGCCAAAUCUCGACCAACGUUGGUACGAUAAGGAGGAGUUUUCAAGUGAAGCGAAAAAUAUCGAAAUGAGUCCCAACCAGUCCCUCUACGAUCUGGUUCGAUCACCACCCGCAAAAGCAGAGGAGAUACUCCCAAAUGAAGACUACUAUCACAAGCUCGUGUCUUCAACAGAAUGGUCGAAGCUUUCCGAAGAAUGUCGCAUUGCGAGUGUUGCGCAGUUGUGCGAAAUAAUGGCGAGGGGAUUUUUGUACAAGCGACGAGCAUUGGCAUCUCUCGUGAAACUGACGCGCAACAAGCUGCCGAUCUUUUGCUACGAUAUGAUCAUCGAGCCGCUGACGAACAAAGACUUGUGGCAUAUUUGUUUGGCGUCUCCAAGGGAAACCAGGAGAUCUUUAUAA
Messenger RNA from Trichogramma pretiosum, 1656 nucleotides. Its product is annotated as ankyrin-1-like. Gene Ontology annotation, molecular function: protein binding. The transcript has 2 exons. Bases 1 to 1656 code for a protein of 551 amino acids. NCBI's taxonomy places the organism in Eukaryota, Metazoa, Arthropoda, Insecta, Hymenoptera, Trichogrammatidae. The record is from RefSeq and is a predicted model, not a curated record.